AUGCCAUGCUGUCAGCUGUGUCAUUUUAAGAGCCGUCGUGACGCAGCGUUUGCGAGUCAAACGAGGUCGCAGGCAAAUGGCCCCCGCUUGAUACGAAGGGCACAAGAACCCAAGGCGAGCAAGGAAAAAGGGAGAGACGAGACAGUAGUCGUGGGCGGGCCGGAUUUUGAGCCCUCGGAUCGUUUAAGGGUCGAGGCUCUGGGAGGAGAAAAGGGCUACGUCGAUUGCACCGACAAGACCGUCCGAGGAGAUGCCAACCUCCUCGAGUUCCGUGUGUCGGGAUUUUAUGGGUACUUUUGGAAGAAAGGCAGGAACGCCCUUGGUCCCUCAGACUUCAAUAGUCACGCGGCCGCCCCAUUCCCUUCCCGUUGCGGAAGGAAGGAUACAUACCGUACCCCAAAUAUUUGUGAUAGCACGCAAAAGAUCUUUUUACCCCGUACUCUUUUUAGUGCAAAUGACACUUGUGGGCGUUGUGAUGAGCAGCUGCAGCUCAAGACAUGUCAAGUCUGGAAGGAAUGGCGGUACCCCGAUUAUGCCAAUGUUUCUUUGAGUUUCAUCAACUAUAACUUAAAGGAAAUUGUCACUUAUGAGGCCGAGGGGAUCCGCUUUAUUCCGUAG
Molecule: messenger RNA, 618 nt
Organism: Lasiosphaeria miniovina
Lineage: Eukaryota; Fungi; Ascomycota; Sordariomycetes; Sordariales; Lasiosphaeriaceae
Exons: 9
Coding region: 1-618 (205 amino acids)
Source: RefSeq, a predicted model, not a curated record